Molecule: messenger RNA, 4260 nt
Organism: Alternaria incomplexa
Lineage: Eukaryota; Fungi; Ascomycota; Dothideomycetes; Pleosporales; Pleosporaceae
Exons: 3
Coding region: 1-4260 (1419 amino acids)
Biological process (GO): autophagosome assembly; autophagy of mitochondrion; piecemeal microautophagy of the nucleus
Cellular component (GO): Atg1/ULK1 kinase complex; phagophore assembly site membrane; extrinsic component of membrane
Molecular function (GO): protein kinase binding; molecular adaptor activity
Source: RefSeq, a predicted model, not a curated record
AUGUCGCUACAGAUCGCUGUAGCUCAUACGGGCCAGCGCCUCGACGCUGAUCCCGUCGCCUUUACUACAGUCGAUGCGCUCAAGCACUGGAUCUCGAGGGCAACCGAGAUAGCGCCCGAGCAACAGGUCUUACUCACAACACAGGGCAAACACGUCAAGCUCCAAGCGCUCUUAACUGAGAAAGAGAUAUUCGUCUUCAGUCGCGAACUCUCCAACAAUCCGCAGGCUGCCAUAUCCUCCACACCACUGCCCGAUGCCUUCCAACCCGACGAUGCGCCGAACCACCUUGCGAAGAACACCGACCUCGGAGCAUGGCAGGCUCUCUUCCAGGCCCGCCGCGACUGGGCCUUUGGCCUGCUCGAAAGGUCGCUCUCCAUGUCCCAGAUCGCCUCGAAGCACUUUGCCGAACAAGCCACCAUCGAGAGAGCAACCCAGGUCGCCGUCGGGAAUCACGAUGCGCACAUCAAGGGCUUGGACCAGAAGUACAAGGCAGCGAGGGAAUGGUACGACGGGGUCGAGAAGGAAGCCGGGGACAACAUACGGCGGCUUGACGCCGACUUUGAGCAGCUGGGAACGGUGCCUGCUACCUUGAACUUCGCGCGCUUCUUGGCCAAGGAGAUGAGAUCUUCCCAGAGCAUUCCCAGUAGUACUCUUGUUCGCAAGACCCUCCAAGAGUUCCUCGACGUCGAAGCGAUCAAAAAAGCUACAUCAACCAGCAAGCGCGUUCGGGAGGCUUUUGGCAAACACAUGGAUAGGAUGCGCAUGCAGCUAGAGAAUAUCGAGACAGAUUACAACCAACUUCUGGGCGCCGUCGGCCAAAGCCAGAGCCGUUCCAUGGCUGAUGACUCCGAAGAGCCCACGCGCCUGUACAACGAGAUCGAUGCCGUCGUUAAGAAGGUCGAGUCGGACUUUGAACACGUCAUGGGGCUAGAAGCAAACCCGAAGUCGGUCGCGCAGGUGUCCAAAAUGGCCUUGCUCCACACACGAAACUUUCUACCGGCCAUACAAGAAUACAGCGUGGAGAUGAGCGAUCUCGUGCGACGGGCGGUGGAGCAGAAGAACGCUGCCAUCAGGAACUCGGUCGAGAGCAUGCAGGGUAUCGCAAACAUCGAAUCGGUCAUUGCGAGCGUCGGCGCGCAACUUGAGCAGAUCAGUAUCCCAGACGAUGGUGUCGCUGCCUUUGAGCUCAUUUCCCUCGUCGGUCGGCUGCCUUAUGUAUACGGUACACUGCUAGUCGAAGCCGUCCGAAGACGGGAGUGGACAGAAAGGAUGGAGAAGGAUACAUCCUCGCUUGCUGAGGAAAUGGCAACCUUUCAGGAAGAGGAAGAGCGUCGGCGCAAGCGAUGGCUGAAGCCAAUAUCAGAUGUUGUAAACCUCGAAGCCUUGCAAGGUGGCUCAUUAGGAUUCGAGCUUAAUGUGCAACCUGAAAAGACCGUCUGGCCGAUGGUCACUCGAGAAGAGCUCCAAGAUUACCUCCAGGACUUGCAGAGACUGGAUGGACAGCAAUCGGAAGCCGAAUUAUUUGCCCAAGCUAUUAAGGAUCUUGACCGACCUACAAAGCAGCAGAUCAAACGCGCGAAGAACUUCAAGAUGGGUAGUGUUCAUGAGCCAGCUUUCGGCAGAGGCUCUCAGCUCAUGAUGCGAGGCGAUGAUGAGCUACGUGUACUCAAAGAGGGCAAUGCAAAGCUCGAGGAGGAGCUGAAAGGCUAUAGGAGCCGGGUGCGACGAUUGGAGGAUCUGGUACAUCGCCAGAGUACGGCCAACAGACUCUCAAUAGGUGGCGCGCCUCCCUCAUUCGGUAUACCUGACCCAACCGACCCCGCGACGCCAACAACAGAAGUCGCUUCACCGAGACCCCAAGAAGAGCUAUCCCGUCGCUCUUCGAUCUCUUCCAGGCGCUACUCGGCGAAUACAGGACAAGAAGACAAGCGUCGUAUUCUUCGCCUUGAACAACAGCUCGCGGCGGAGAAAGAGGCUCGUGCCAAACUUGAGAGCGAUGCGCAAGCACGGAGAGACGAGGAUGCAGAUCAGCAACGCCAGUUUGAGGAGGCCAUGUCAACCAAGAACAACAUCAUGGAAAACAUGCGAGCGCAACAAAAAGAAUUUGCCGACGAACGCAAAUCGCUCGAAGACGAGAUCCGCGCAUGCAAGGCCAAGAUCGAAGAAGCCGAAGAAGAACUUGAUCGCGUCCUAGGCAGUCGGGAUAAUGAGCGAACAGGUGUAGAUGCUAGAGUCCAGGAGCUGGUUUCGCAACUCGAAACAACCCGCAAAGAUGCUGCCGAACAGAGUAAACAAGCAGAUAAGCGCAUCGAAGCUCUUCAAGCGGAGCUCCGUGAGCGCUCAGCAGUCAACACGCAGGAGUUUGACUCGCUGACAGCAACCUUCAACCACCUGUCGCCAGGUACCAACGUACCGGACGAUCACGCUACGCUUGUCGCACAACUUGAAGAUCUUGCAGCGCGAUCACUCAACCACCAAAAAGAGCUAGAACAGGCUGUGGCGAUGGCAAAGUCAGACAACGAAAACGCCCAUGCUAGGAUCGAAGAGCAAGAACAAGACUUCAACACCAAGCUUGCCGAACACGAGAAGGAAGUUGCAGCUGUCCGCGAAGAGCUUGACGUGGAGAAGGCCCGUGUCACUUCUAUCACUACAGAACUUGAAGAGGAACGAGAGCACCUACAUAGCCUCCGCGCCAAGUUCGCUGAAGGCGAGACCGGCUCCGAAGCUCUCCGGAAGCGCGUUGAGGAGGAGGAGGCCAAGGUUGGUCGUCUUCAAACCGAGCUCGCAGAAAAGAGCUCGCACGCCAACAGCCUCGAUGUCGAGCUUAUGCGCGUAGAGAAGAAACUCCGCAAGCUUGAGGAAGCGGACUCGUCCCGUACUCACCAACGUAUGCAUCGGGCGAAGGACCUUAGUGAACGGCUAUACACGCAGCAUGAGCGUCUGAUCCGUCUAGUCGAGACACUUGGAUUCGUCAUCACUCAUGAGAACGGUGAAAUGAUCCUCCAGCGAGCGUCUAGACUUGGGAAUAGCACCAUCAUGACAGACACUAGUGCAGGACUUAGUCGAAGUACAACAACGCCCUCGCCCACUCCCCUCAAGCGUUUCUUGGAAGACGUCGGAGAUCUUCACUUCCUCCAAUGGACCGAAUCUACAAGCCCAGAGGAAGAAGAUCAGCGGUAUCAGGAACUUAUUCAGAAGCUCGAGCUCUUCAACACCGAAACCUUUAGCGACGCUGUUGCGAAGCGGAUGCGCGACAUGGAGCAUACUGCACGAAAGUGGCAGAAAGAAGCCCGAGCAUAUCGUGACAAGGCCCAUCGCUUCCAGGCUGACUCGCAUGACAAGAUCGCCUAUCGCUCCUUCAAGGAAGGCGACCUUGCACUCUUCUUGCCGACCCGCAACAAUGCCCAUCGCCCUUGGGCUGCCUUCAACGUUGGCGCACCACAUUUCUUCCUCCGCGAGCAGGACACGCAUAGAUUGGGAGGGAAAGAGUGGCUUGUAGCGCGCAUUUCGAAGGUGGAGGAGCGCGUUGUCGACCUUUCCAAGACGAUGGAUGGUGCAACUCGAGCAUCGUUAGAUGGUCGAUCUGUCGCCUCUAGCAAUGCCAUUUCAUUCGAAGACGACAAUCCUUUCGAUCUAUCCGACGGAUUACGAUGGUACCUGCUGGAGGCGACUGAAGAGAAGGCGAUGGCUCCAGGCACCCCAGGUAUUAAAGGUGCAGUCACGGUGAAGAGCAGCCUAGAAACCGGACUGGGCGAGAUGCAGAAAGCCAAGAAGAAGUCCUCCAUGGACCCGGCAACUCAACUUGGGAAAUCACUCGACAGUCGCCGCAGCAGCGGGACAAGCAAGAAGAGCGCGCCCCUAGUUGGCCGUCACAAUUCGGCUGAAGCGCUCUCGCCAGCUGAACGUCCCGACUCGAACCCAAACUCUGCGACAGCAACACGGGGCGCGAGCCCAGCUGGCACACAUGGUCCUAGCCAUCUCAGGGAGUCGUCAACGAACGGCGUAGACAAGUCUGCGGACGAUGGAAAUGGAGGCAAUUCCUCCAUCGCCCAGCUCCAAUCCCCCCGCAAGACCUCCAUAUCAGGCCCAUCGAAUACACGAUCGGAUACAUCUCCCGUCAAAAGCAGACUCGGAAGUCAAGGCGAUCUGAGAAGUCCUCUUAGUGACUCUCGAAAGUCGCCGCUCGCGAGGAAGGGAAGCAUAUGGGAUUCGUUUUUUCAGUACGACAUCGAAUAUCAGGGCAAAGCAUCGAAGAAAUAG